Entamoeba invadens IP1 is the source of this 609-nucleotide messenger RNA. RefSeq lists its product as hypothetical. The record is from RefSeq and is a predicted model, not a curated record. Bases 1 to 609 code for a protein of 202 amino acids. The transcript has 2 exons. Lineage: Eukaryota; Evosea; Mastigamoebida; Endamoebidae.
AUGAAAACAAUGGAGAAGAUACUAUUAAAAGACGGAACAAAUAUUCAGUUUUUAAUAACACAUAAUCCAGAAAACAAUAUCAACUGGGAGUCUUACCAUAUUAAAGAUCAUCACACACCGGAUUUCAUACGAUAUAUCAUCAGAAAUGGCUCGAGAUUACUUUUUGAAAACACUUAUAGACCAAUCAACAACUCAAAAUGUGUGAAUUUUUUAACCACUCAAACUUCGUGUGACUCUCCAUCUGACAUGCAAAUUAUUGAAUUCCUCAAUAGUAAAUACAAUUUUUAUAAUUUAGAGAUCGACAAAAUCAACACAAUACGAUUUGGUGCAAUUUAUGCAAAUCCAGACGAAUGCAACUCAUCACAGUGGAUGACCAUUCUCGACGUUUCAAACUCGUUCAUUGAAAGAAUGAACAACGACAAAAACUAUGUGGUAAUUGACACCAAAUACAAAGACAAAAUGUCUAAAGGUGUUCACGUUUCUCUUCGCUUCGGAGUAUCUUCCGCCACUCGCUACGAACGGACAACCCAAUACACUCUAAUUCAUUUAUACUUCGUACUUCCUUUUAAGCACUUCCGACCGCUUCUUGAUCUCUUCGAUCUUAUGUAA